Molecule: messenger RNA, 180 nt
Organism: Cetraspora pellucida
Lineage: Eukaryota; Fungi; Glomeromycota; Glomeromycetes; Diversisporales; Gigasporaceae
Source: the annotation of a GenBank genome assembly
AUGAAAAUGAAUGGAUUAGAAGAUGAUUUGAUGUUCAAUUAUGAAAUUUUGGAUGAGAAUUUAACAAAUAUGAAUGAAGAAAAUAAUAAAGAGUUAGUUUUAGAUAAUAUUUAUACUGAAAAGAAUGAAGAUAUUAGUAAAGAGUAUAAAGAAAUAAAGGCUGAUAAUACUUGGGAAUAA